Entelurus aequoreus (snake pipefish) is the source of this 1053-nucleotide messenger RNA. RefSeq names its product GTPase IMAP family member 4. The coding region runs from base 10 to 1053 and encodes 347 amino acids. Lineage: Eukaryota; Metazoa; Chordata; Actinopteri; Syngnathiformes; Syngnathidae. Gene Ontology annotation, molecular function: GTP binding. The transcript is spliced from 2 exons. The record is from RefSeq and is a predicted model, not a curated record.
CCAUCCACAAUGGAGAAGAGGAAAAAAGGCUCCUCUUUGGAACUGAGACUGAUGGUGGUCGGCAGCAGCGGACCGUCUCAGUUCCAGCUCACCAAUGCAAUCCUGGGAAAGGCGGAGUUUUCUAAGGACAUCUCCAGCAUUUCCGGCAGCAGGAAGAUUUUGGGUGAGCUGGCCGGAAGACGAGUGGCCGUGAUCAACGCCCCCAACAUCUACGAUAAGGACAUAUCCCGAGCCAAGAGGAAGAUGGAAGUAAGGAGGUCCAAGUGCUUGUCCAUGCCUGGCCCGCACGCCUUCCUGGUGGCCUUCGACAUGGAGCAGAUCUCCCCGAACGACAUCAGGACGCCUCAGCUGAUGAUGAAGCGUUUCGGGAGGCGCUGUUUGAGACACUGCAUCGUGCUGUUGGCCUACGACGGGAACCCGGAAGAAGCCGCCUUGGAGGGAUUGGUGCAGAACACAGAUUGGCCCUUAAGGCAUUUAAUUGAGGACUUUGGCGGCCGCUUUUACAUCUUCAACAAGGACUGGCGGGAGCGCAGCCGCGAGCGAGAGAUGCUGCAGAAGAUCGAGUACCUGGUGGCCUCUUUAGGCGGAGCCUGCUUCUCCAGCAGGACCUUCCAGAAAGCCGAGCGCAGCGUGAAGGAGGAGGAGAAAAGGUUGAUGAAGAAGAUGACGGCAGAUAACGAGAAGGUGUGGAGCGAGUUGGAGAAGAAGUACUUGUCGGAUGAACUGUACCGCCAGAAAGACGCCCACACGGCCAGCGUCAGCGCCGACAUUCGGGCCAAGGCGGAAGUAGACAACGGCUGGCUGAGAACAUCGCUGGUCAGAGGGGUGGGCACCGGCGUGGUGGUGGGCGCCGUCAUGGGGGCGCUUGUUGGCUCAAUAGAGGGGCCAGGGGGGAUGGUUCUCUACAGUGUCAUCGGGGGCGCAGUGGGUGGGUUUGCAGGGGGCGCGGCUCAAGUCGCCAUCAAGCACAUGGAGGACAAAGUGGCCCCCCCUGCCAGACUCAACUUCAACUCCAUCUUCAUUAAUCGUUUCUUUGCAACAACUCGGCCAUGA